Messenger RNA from Saprolegnia parasitica CBS 223.65, 336 nucleotides. RefSeq lists its product as hypothetical. Lineage: Eukaryota; Oomycota; Saprolegniomycetes; Saprolegniales; Saprolegniaceae. The transcript has a single exon. The coding region runs from base 1 to 336 and encodes 111 amino acids. The record is from RefSeq and is a predicted model, not a curated record.
AUGGACCCGCUGUGGUCCCAGGUCGGCGUCGUCAUUCCGGCGAUCCUCCAAGUGGUCACGACGGCCAUGGAGACGCUCGACGCCGCGGCGCUGGACGUGUUCGACGCUGCUGUCGGCCUCAACCUUUGCAACUUUGUGAUGUCGCUCACGGGACGCUUCAACAAUUUCGAGCUGCUCUACGAAGAGAUUUUGGGGCACAAUAUGUCGACGAGCCGACGAACUACGUUUACAUUCAACGCCGUCUCAUGGUCCACGCCGUCGCGUACCUCAACCACGACUUUAUCGGUAGCAAUAGCUAUCGACCUAACAAAUCAAUCAACAACAUUUUCUUUAUGA